Messenger RNA from Elephantulus edwardii (Cape elephant shrew), 1179 nucleotides. It is a transcript of the gene FAM185A, whose product is annotated as family with sequence similarity 185, member A. The record is from RefSeq and is a predicted model, not a curated record. The transcript has 8 exons. Bases 1 to 1179 code for a protein of 392 amino acids. NCBI's taxonomy places the organism in Eukaryota, Metazoa, Chordata, Mammalia, Macroscelidea, Macroscelididae.
AUGUUCGCCCCGUACUCAGGGUGGGCGCACAGCAGCCUGCGGCUCUGCCAGCUCCGCGUGUGGGUCCGGGCAGCUGUCGAUCGCUGGACAUUUUUGCCUUUCCAGGGUCGGCGGUAUGGUUCUGGAGGGUGCGAGCGCCGGCCGGGGUUGGAGCCCGAGGUCACUCGGCCUGGCCCCACGCGCCUGACACUGAAGGAGUGGACACUGCGCGUGAGUCCGUUCGGCCGGCUGCGCGCGCGGCUCCCGUGCCACUUGACUGUGAGACCCCUGGAUCCCCUCACAUACCCUGACGCUGACCGCGUGCUCGUGGCGGUGAGCGGCGUGGAGGGCUGUGCUCAGAGCCUCGACAGCCUGCAGGUGAGGUACGAUGAGGUGCGGAAGGAGAUGGCCAUCGAAUCUCACACCAUCGACCCCAAGGCCUCCGUGGAGGUGGACGCGCCCCUCAAGUUCGAUUUAGAUAUCAAGGCAUCAGGAUCUGGUUGUAUAAAAGUAAAAAAAAUUGAGUGUGAUAAUUGCCAAAUUGAAACAGAUCAAGGAUCCAGCAUUUUACAAUCUGUUAAGAGUCAAAACUUACAUGUUCAAACUAAAGGAGGAGAAGUGAUUUGUCUGGGAACAGUUUAUGGAAAUGUAGAUAUUCAUGCAUCAGAUAAGAGUACUGUGACCGUAGAUAAACUGCAAGGAAGUUCUGUGACUAUAAGUACUGAAGAUGGUUUGCUCAAUGCCAAGUAUCUUUAUACAGAAUCAUCAUUUCUGUGUUCUGCUGCGGGGGAUAUCACAUUAGGAAGUGUUCACGGCAACAUCACAUUACACAGCAUGACGGGUAACAUCACAGUAGAUUCAUCCUCUGGUUGUCUACAAGCCUCGACCCAUCAGGGCGCCAUAGACGUCUAUGUUAGCCAGCUGGGAGAAGUGGACUUAACAUCACAUAAAGGCUCUAUUACUGUCAAGGUACCAUCUUCUCUUCAGACUCGUUUACAAUUAUCAGGGAAAGAAGUUGUUGUGAAUUCAGAAGUUCAUGUUGGGGAAAUGGCUGACACCCACAAAGAUGAUAGCAGAACAAUUACUGGCAUCAUGAAUGGAGCAAGCACACUUGACACAUGGAUUAAGGCUAAUGCCCCCAAAGGCACUGUAAGUUUUAGGAGUCAAAGCUGGUUUCAGUCCCUGAAACUGCCGGACUAA